Triticum aestivum (bread wheat) is the source of this 1088-nucleotide messenger RNA. RefSeq names its product WRKY transcription factor WRKY62. The coding region runs from base 87 to 1088 and encodes 333 amino acids. The transcript has 5 exons. Gene Ontology annotation, molecular function: sequence-specific DNA binding; DNA-binding transcription factor activity. Gene Ontology annotation, biological process: regulation of DNA-templated transcription. Lineage: Eukaryota; Viridiplantae; Streptophyta; Magnoliopsida; Poales; Poaceae. The record is from RefSeq and is a predicted model, not a curated record.
UCCCCACACAAAAUUCUUGUUUCCUCUCGUUUUGCGAGGUGCCUAUACAAGGCCGUAGCGGCGCCUGGUGCAGUGUUGCUGAGGCCAUGGACGACGGCUCGUCAUGCCCGACCGACAGCGCCGGGCUUCUGCCGCUCUUCGUUGGCUCCCCGACGGCUGAGGGUCUCGAAGAGAAGCUGAUGCGAGUGCGCGAGGAGAACCGGCGGCUGGCCGGAACGCUCGGCGCCAUACUCGCCGGUCGCCCUGACCUGCGUGCUCUGGCGAGGGCUCCAGCCUCAGCCGUCGCCACCGCUAGGGCGCCGAGCGGCUCUGCCUCCAAUGCAGUGAGGGAGGAGGCCGCCGGAGUGACGGUGGAGCCGCGGCCCAAGGUCAGGACGGUCUGCGCGCGCGCGGAGCCUGCCGACACCGACGCCAACCUUGGCGUCAAGGACGGGUACCAGUGGAGGAAGUACGGGCAGAAGGUGACGCGCGACAACCCGCACCCCAGAUCCUACUUCCGCUGCGCAUUUGCUCCAUCUUGCCCAGUGAAGAAGAAGGUGCAGAGAGACGCGGAGGACAGGUCAAAGCUGGUGGCGACCUACGAGGGUGAGCACAACCACGCUAAAUACCCGGAGCGAGAAUUCGUCGGCAGCGAGUCCACAGGCCACGCGGGGUCGCGGCCUUGCUCGAUCUCCAUUAACCCGUCCGGCCGGACGAUCAGGCUAGAAGAUAUGACGAAUCAUGGGUCAGGAUCGAGGCUGGACCUGGAGACUAUCCGGAGGGAGGUUGUUACGCCUGAAUUUCAGAAGCUUCUGGUGGAGAAGAUGGUGAAUUCGCUCAAGAAUGAUGCAGAUUUCAUGCAUGCUCUAACAAAUGCGGUGGCUGAAAGAAUACUGGAAAAUAUUCCUGCCCGGCUAAGUCGGUGCGAGCUAACAAUGUUGCAACAGCUAUGUCGGUGCGAGCGAGGACUUGCCAGAACCUCGCCUGAGUUGAAAAUGCAUCUGUACGCCGCAAAGAUUACACUCCCGUCAUGCCGGCGCAAAACCAUACCGGCCGCAGCCGAGCCGUCUUCAGGGGAGAAGGAUCCAUCGACGGACAGUGCUGCCUGA